Messenger RNA from Hordeum vulgare subsp. vulgare (domesticated barley), 2241 nucleotides. Its product is annotated as vegetative cell wall protein gp1-like. NCBI's taxonomy places the organism in Eukaryota, Viridiplantae, Streptophyta, Magnoliopsida, Poales, Poaceae. Bases 132 to 1967 code for a protein of 611 amino acids. The record is from RefSeq and is a predicted model, not a curated record. The transcript has a single exon.
UCCACCACCUCACGCUCGCUAGCUCGCCUAUAUAAGCACGCCCGCUUUCUUCUUCUUCCUCAGACAUUGUGUUGGGCAAGAACAAGAAAUUACAUAGAUCGAGCGGUGGCUAGCUACCAAGUACUCUUAUUAUGACAUCAAGCUCCAAGAGCAUGAUGGCCCGGAUUGCCCCGCUCCUGCUGGUGGCGCUGCUCUCCCUCGCCGUGCAGCCCACGCCGUCGGCGGCGUGCCCGUCCUGCCCCAAACCAAUUCCUCCUCCGCCACCUCCGCGUAAGCUGACGCCUCCGUCGUCCGUGCCCUGCCCUCCGCCGCCGCACUCUCCUAAGCCUACACCGCCGCACAAGCCUACCCCCACGCCGAAACCGCCUCACACGCCACCGCACACCCCAACCCCCAUGCCUACACCGCCGCACACGCCCACCCCCGUGCCCACGCCGCCUCACACGCCCACCCCUAUGCCCACACCGCCCUCCCCAAUCGCUCCUACGCCAACCCCAGUGACGCCGCCGUCUACACCGCCGCACACGCCCACCCCAGUGCCCACGCCGCCGCACACGCCCACCCCAGUGCCUACGCCGCCGCACACGCCCACCCCUAUGCCCACACCGCCCUCCCCAAUCGCUCCUACGCCAACCCCAGUGACGCCGCCGUCACCUAUUGUUCCAUCCCCGACACCGUCACCACCAUCGGGCAAGUGCCCAGUGGACACGCUGAAGUUGUUGGGGUGUGUGGAUGCGCUCAACGGGUUGGUGCACGCGGUGAUCGGCAGCAGCGCAAGCGACACAUGUUGCCCUCUACUCGCCGGUGUGGCCGGCGUUGACGCUGCACUCUGCCUCUGCACCACCAUCAAGCUCAAGGCGCUCAACAUCAACCUCGUGCUGCCCAUCGCCAUCCAGGUGCUUGUCAACCAGUGCGGCAAGACAGUGCCUAGCGACUUCCAAUGUCCUGCCACGCCGCCAUCCCCUGCCACCCCACCGCCUGCCCCUGUUACUCCUUCGCCUACACCGGUAACGCCGCCAUCUCCUGUGAUUCCAUCACCGCCUGUAACACCACCAACUCCUGUCACUCCUUCGCCUACACCGGUAACGCCGCCAUCUCCCGUGAUUCCAUCACCGCCUGUAACACCACCAACUCCUGUCACCCCUUCACCUACACCAGUAACACCGCCAUCUCCUAUCACUCCACCACCGACUCCGGUAACACCUCCAUCUCCUGUGGCCCCUACCCCAGUGCCAGUUACACCGCCACCAUCACCUCCGAUGGGCAAAUGCCCAGUUGACACACUCAAGUUGCUGGGGUGCGUGGACGCACUCAAUGGGCUGGUGCACACGGUGAUCGGCAGCAGUGCCAGCGACAGUUGUUGCCCGCUCUUGUCCGGUGUGGCCGGCCUCGACGCCGCGCUCUGCCUCUGCACCACCAUCGAGCUCAAGGCGCUCAACAUCAACCUCGUGCUUCCAAUUGCCAUCCAAGUGCUCGUCAACCAAUGCGGCAAGACAGUGCCGAGCGACUUCCAAUGCCCUGCAACGUCGCCGCCAUCGCCGACACCGGUAACACCACCAUCCCCACCAAUAAUGCCGCCCACCCCUGUUACACCGGUAACUCCGCCGUCACCCACGCCAAAAAUGCCACCAACACCGGUUACGCCGCCGUCUCCUGUGGCGCCGGCCCCAGUCCCAGCGACGCCGCCGCCAUCAUCGUCAACAGGCAAGUGCCCCAUCGACACCCUGAAACUGUUGGGGUGCGUGGACGCGCUCGACGGGCUGCUGCACGCGCUAAUCGGCAGCAAUGCCAGCGACAAAUGUUGCCCGCUGUUAUCCGGCGUGGCUGACCUCGACGCAGCGCUCUGCCUCUGCACCACCAUCAAGCUCAAGGCGCUCAACAUCAACCUCGUGCUGCCCAUUGCCAUCGAGGUGCUCGUCAACCAAUGUGGCAAGACAGUGCCCGACGACUUCAAGUGCCCUAGUUAAGCUCCAUCAAGUACUAUAUAUAGUGCUAUGAGCAUCACCUUCAUCUGCAAGCGAUACACCCAUUAAAUCUCUUGUGAGGUCACUUAUGUAAUAAUAUGUACAUGUGCAGCUCUAACUACUUGUGAUGUGGAGCUGUGGAACAUGCAUGCAUUUUGUUAGUGUAAUUGUCUAUCAAAUAGUAACCGUGUAAUGUUUUAUCAACUGAGGUCUUCCAUUGGUUUGUAGCGUGUUUUUUUUCUUUUAAAUAAAUAAUACGUUUUGCACUGUGUAAAAA